Messenger RNA from Darwinula stevensoni, 922 nucleotides. NCBI's taxonomy places the organism in Eukaryota, Metazoa, Arthropoda, Ostracoda, Podocopida, Darwinulidae. The record is from the annotation of a GenBank genome assembly.
AGGUCGACACCCGGUAUUGCGGAUCUGGAUUUUCCCUAUUUCUUAAAGGGAAUCGGGAAAGACGCGGGAAGCAGUUUCUUUGGAGGUUUCCACAGAGUUUCGUACCGGUGAGAAUCGAUCAGAACGAGAAGAGAAAGAUGCGAGGAGUCGUCUCCUUUCUCCUGUUGGCCUUGGCCGUCUCCACCUCCGCCACAUUCCUCGACACCAAGCGACGAUUCGUGGGUCGAUUGGCCGAGGUGAGGGGCGAUUUCUGGCAGGACCUCCUGGACCAGCUCUUGAUUCUCCUGGACGACAUCGUGAAUGCAUUAGAAGACGCCAGCGACGAACUCCUCCAGGAUCUCCUGGCGCAGCUGGAGCAACUGCUCUUGCAGUUGGCGGCCCUGGGAGGCGUAGCCUGGGCGGAUCUCAUGGACAUCCUCAACGACUACUGGGACCUUCUGGGCCCCCUCCUCGGCGAUCUCCUCGGGAACCUCGGGAUCUUACCCUUCAGACAUCGUCACCAUGGGGCAGCAAGCAGUCACCACGAUUUCAGGAUGGAAGUUCGCCACGCUGCAAUCCACGGCUUCGUGCUUCGAUUGAGGGAGAUGAAGGGCGAUUUCUGGCAGGACCUCUUGGAUCAGAUCUUGAUACUCCUGUAUUACCUCAUGGAGGGAUUCGAAGACUUCAGCGAAGACGUCCUCCAAGAUAUCCUGGCGCUGCUGGAACAACUGCUGCUGCAGCUGGCCGCCUUCGGAGGCGAAACCUGGGCGGAUCUCAUGGACUUCCUCUCUGAGAACUGGGACCUGCUGGGCCCCCUCCUAGGCGAUUUCCUCGCCGACCUCGGAAUUUUCCCCUUCGGACAUCACCACAGUUAGAGUAAGGGGGAAAGAAUCCCCCGUUUCGCUGACGUGAAACAGAGAAAAAUGAACCACUGAAUCGGAAC